This is a messenger RNA of Porites evermanni, 8585 nucleotides long. The record is from the annotation of a GenBank genome assembly. Lineage: Eukaryota; Metazoa; Cnidaria; Anthozoa; Scleractinia; Poritidae.
UAUUUCUGAUGCUCGUGCCUCAUAAACAAGAUGACUUGGCGUGCAGUUUUUCUGAUCGCUUUGUUUACACUCGUUGUCGAGCUCGGAAAAGCCCUCAAUUGCUCCAGUAAUUCCCAGGAUGGAAACUACGAACCGUUUCCACGGGAUGUAAGCGUUAGCCCACCGGAAUUUCAUACCCGCAUGGAGAUUAGCUUGAGCCAUCGGAACGAAACCUACUUCGUGGACGAGCGAUUCGACGCGAAGAAACAGAGAGGGGCGUUCACCCUGAUUGCGUAUCAGUACGAUUGGGAGACAUAUUGGAACAAAUUGGAGAAUGAAAUAGACAACGUAUACACUUUGGAUGACUGUUUGAGUUAUAAUUGGUGAGUUUAAAUAUUGAAAAUUAAUCCCUUAUCUGUCCAAAUCAAAGUCAGAUCAAAAGUCAAAUCCUUUAUUUAGACACUUAACACCCAGGAGCACCAAAGUUCUCGUUAAAACGUGUACGUAUGUGCAAAUUUAAAAAAAUGUAAAAGUAUACAAGUAACCUAUACAUUACUACAAUUAAAAUGCUGACUAUAAAUAGAUCUACAAAAUGGCUAAAAGCAGAAUCUAAAACUACAACUGUUUACAGAAUUUACAAGCCCUAAACUUUAAGCUAUGUAAGCUUUAAUAGAUCGCUUAAAAGACGCAAUGUCUUGUGAUUCUCUGACUCCACCAAAAGUAUGAAAAGUGCGGUGCUAUGGAAUUAAGCGCGACUCCAAGUAUGGCCUUCUAAACUUAAGCUACCAAAAUGAGUUACAUGUAAGCGAGCAAGCUAAUUUCGUUUUGAUUAGCUGGUAAGUCAGGGGAACAUGUAGCUCCAACCUGCCAUACCUGACCCCAUCGCCAAGUUCUUUUUUGAUACGCUUAUAUUGGGUGCACAUUUUGAGCGAUUCUAAAACCACUUUACCUCAGUCUGACAGUGUGGAUAGAUUGCUUUGGAAAUAAAUACACAAACAUACUAUCGAACAAAUAAGAAAAACAUAAAACGAUUGUCAAGCAAGUAUUGGCUGAUGGGCUCCCAGUAACAGAUAAUGAAGUGGUUUCAUUUGCACUGUCACGCCAUAGUAUUUCAUCCACCUAUCUUUAAGAGGGGCCGUAACGGGGGGGUCCUGCGCACAGUUCACGGCUAUUAAAAAUAGUAAAUCACGAAUCACGGCAAUUAAUUUUUGAGUUUCACGGUUCACGGGAAAUAACAUGAUUGACGAGAGCGUCUUUCACAAAUAAGCCUCCACAUUGAGUGUUUUUACUCUAUAAGGCCCACGGAUCACUGCUAAUGUUUCAUUCGGAAGUUAUUGUUUGGGGUGUUUCCAUUUCACAGGUUCAAGUUCUCCGGGCAAGGAACUGAAAUUGGGUAACGUUUCAGUUAUUUUGGUGGGAGCCACGGUGGCCUAAUGGUUAGUGCGCUGGGCUCCAGGUCGGGCGGUCCGGGUUCGAGCCUCGGCCGGGGCGCCGCGUUGUGUUCUUAGGCACUUUACUCUCACAGUGCCUCUCUCCACCCAGGUGUAUAAAUGGGUAGCAGCGAAAUGUUGGGGGGUAACCCUGCGAUGGACUAGCAUCCCAUCCAGGGGGGAGUAGAAAUACUUCCAGUCGCUUCAUGCUAUAGAAACCGGGAUAAGCUCCGGCCUGAUGGGCCAUUCUAAAGAGUAAUGUUCUUCGGUCAGUGGGAUUGUGACUCGUUCCUUUCCUCCGAGGAAACCAAGAGAUCCAGGGGAUUUGGGAUCGAUGAAGUAAACGACACCUUCAAUUUCGCAUAUGGUUUUAAAACUUUUGUCGCUCUCCAUAACUUUGAUACUAAUGCCACUGACUUCAAGCGUGAGCUUGACCAUACUGAUUGCGUGAUCUUACAUACACACGCGACAAAGAUUUUGAUGGUCAAUGAUGUCGUUGUCUUUUCUUGUUAUCUAGCCCCGUGAGUCGGCUUCUGUCAAGUCUCAAAUUGCCUGUUAAUUGCUUUUCUAUCUUCUGUCGCGUCUGUCACGUAUCAAACACGCAAUGUGCGCCGCAUACAAAAGAGUCUUUUAUACAGACUCUUUUACACGGCAAGUUGAUUUUCACGUAAAAAAAUUGCUGAUUUCUAGUCAAGUUUCACGGUUUACGAAAAAUUAAGUUAUGGUUUCACGGUUUACGAAAAAUAAAUUUAUGGUUUCACGUGUCACGACAAGCAUAUCAUUCACGGUUCACGGAUUUUAAUUUAUCAUGAUCACGGAUCACGUAGAAUAAAAACAGGCAAUCACGUUUCACGAGAAACCCCCUUACGGCCCCUCCUUUAAGUAGUUACUACUCCUUUUCUGACAGUCUUUUAAGACUGUCAGUAAAGGAGUAGUAACGACUUUAAGAUAGCAGUCGAACCUCGCUAUUUCGAAUUCGGUUAAUUCGAAGUCCCCGCUAUUUCGAAGGAAGAUCGAAUGCCCUUGCAUUUACCCUUCCCUUUACGCUUCCGCGGUUAUUUCGAAGCCCCGCUAUUUCGAACUUUUUUUAUUUCCCUUGGGACUUCGAAAUACCGGGGUUCGACUGUAUGUCAUAAACAUUUCAUAAAUUCUUCACCGUGCAUCAUCUGGACCGAAGCGUUAGAGAUAGCAGUAGUUGUCGUGUUACUGAUAAUUGUUGUUCGAUAAUGAGGUCAGCCAGAUUAGGUUGACCCAUCUGUUAUGCUUGUUUGUCAAAAGGCUAGCACUUAAGAUCGUUUGUUAGAUUACAGGCAGCCCAAAGUUGAGAUAUGAACACCGGCACUAUUGUAUAACGUUUGCAUAUCUCGCGUAAGGCAGCAGUUAUAAGCGUAAGCAAAUGCGCAAGAGUCUUAACUUGUUUUUAAACAGGUUUUACUUGUGCAAAGUUAAUUUAUUCUUCCAAGGCGCUCGACGGCGGUUCGAUCAAAGAAGCAAACUGCCGGUCGCAGUGGUUUUUCUCCUUUCUUAGCGUAGUCUCCAGCCUGGGGGAAACCCGGCCACUGCCCGCAGGAUACGUAAAUCACGAAGCUUUAGAGCUUGGGUGGCCUCUGGUUAGAGUGAAUGGAUGGCUGGGGUUUGUCAAUUACUAACCAACAAAGAAAAUAUUUUUAUAUUUUCUUUCGGAAUCUGCUGCUGUCAUUACCUCAAGCAACUAGAUUCACGACGUUGAUUUUUCCACGAGUGAAGCACGUGUUCAUUGUUGUGAAAGCUGCCAUUAUUGUGGUCAAUGUACACUUAUUAAUCCUCUUUGUUGUCAGUCACGUUUUAAGGAGGUUAAAACUGGGUUUCGGGACCCGGAAGAAUUGUCCCAUUCCCCUGAAUAGAGCUUUCCUUUCAGAUACAAAUAUUGUGUGAACAUCUUUCCCGGACCAAAUUUUUUGUUUCCCCGGAAUGGAGGUGUCCCUUAAAUAGAUGUGUCCCAAAGAAGAGGUUCCACUGUAGUACGCGUACGAUUGCCAAGACUGUAGGAUACUGAAAACACCUUUUCUUGCUUGAAGUUAGGCUAACGGUUAAGCUUAAAUACAGUCGAACCUCCACCAAAGGUCACCUCUCUACAAUGGCCACUUUCUUCUCAGGGGCACCCAACGAGAACAUGGCUCAAAACUAUUUAAAAAUAGCAUUGUUAAACGUAUUUUAGUAUUUAAAUGGUAGAUAUAGGCAUCUUUUUAUCCUCUAAAAUCUGUUCGGAUUUCCUAGCUGAAAAUCUAGUGAUCUGAAAAUUAUAGGGAUCAAAACUUACCUUUUCGAAAAUUUCAACCAGAAAAAAGGCUCCUGAAAAUUCUAGGUGACCUUUUUAGGGUAAAAAUCCGUUAAAAAUGGGCAAUUAUACCAUUUUUUAGAUGUUCGAAAAUCCUAGGAGAGGCGGGCAAGCAAGAAAUUUUGCAACAAAUGUUCCGAAAAUUCUAGAUCUCAAAUCGUCUUCCAAACAGAUAUUUUCCGAAAUUGACGUUGGGUGCCCCUGUUCCUUCUGUCCUCAAGGUGGCCUCUGCGCAUCCUCGGAAACCCAGGGGCAGAUAGUGGGGACGAGGGAAAGUCUAAACGGGCCGAAAAAUAUAUAUGGAAAGAAGCGAGAAGAGCCCCUGGGGACAAUGUCUUACCAGACCAGUUCCAAACGGUCGCCGCCGUUCUGGCUUCUGAUUGGUGCCAGAAAAACACAUGGUAAGACAUUGUCCCCAGGGGCUCUUCUCGCCCUUCUUUACUUUUCUUCGUUCCAUAUAUAUUUUUCCGCCCGUUUAGACUUUCCCUCGCCCCCUUUAUCUGCCCCUGGGUCUCCGAGGAUGGCCUCUGCGGAGAGGUUAAACUGUUUAAUUUUCCUUCGUUAGGACGCAGCAGGGCUUUGAAAGAUACACGUGUCGUUUUCCUCCUAACGAGAGCUCUUUGAAGCUGAUUGGCGAUGCUUGCAGCGCAACUGUAGUGUUGGACCUUGUUUACAAAAACGAAACAAAAAACGCCAGAUACUUAGGAAAGAAAAUUGUACGAAACAUCCCCGUCAAAGGAUGGAGAAUAUGUAAGAAGGAAACUGCUAUGGAUUACUGGUAAGUUCUCCAUUAUUUCUCUCUACUUUAUUACAACAUGCAACACAAGCCUAAGUAAAAAACAUUAUGACUGCGAGUAAAACUCUUUAUCCCUUAGACAAGUAGAUGCGUGAAUCUGACAUACAACUUUCUGGGAUGGGUCACGUGUCAGGAGAUUUCGAAUUCGCGGACUCAUUGAAAGUCUUUACACUAGAGCCUAAAUAAGCUAAGAAAUAUUUCAAGACAAGUAAAUUUUAAUCACUUCAAGUAAAAUAAAGCUUCACACACAACCGAUUCUUUUUUACUUCAGGUUAACUUACGGCCAUUUUCCCAUGCAACAUAAUUAAGAUUGAUUGACAUGUUUUGCCUUUCUCAAAGCUCACGAAACCGCAAGUCAGCUAAGUCGGUCAUAAGGAUGGUUUUCAAGUCGCUUGAAACUUUCUUGAAUCGUUUCCGACUUUCCGACUUUAAUGAGAUGUAAAGUAAAGUCACUUGAGACUUUACUUAGGCCUUCACACACUAAUCUUUGGCUAAGUAAAACUUAGCAGCUCUUAAGUCUUACUUAGUUAAUCCAAUGAAAUUCAUUGGCCCCAUGUAAGGGAAUCUAGAUUUCGGAAUCCGUGAAAUUUUUGCUUGUGGAAUCCGGAAUCUUGGGCUUUGGAAUCCAGAAUACAACGCAAGGAAUCCGGAAUCCAAGUCCCACCGACAAAGGUUAAAAUUCCACGGCUUGGAAUCCAGAAUUCAACACUCUUUUUGGAUUCCCUUAAAUCGGGUAGUUUUUUUUUAUAUAAUUGAAUUUCUGUUUUCCCUUUGUUUUUAAUUCAUAAACAUACAUUACCAUACCCAUAAACAAAUGAAAAAAUAAAAAUUAACUGAAAUAAAAAAUUAACUGCAACAUACUCACUCUCUGGACACGCGACCAAACCGGGAUUUUUUCUUUUUUUCUUGUCUUUACUUGUUCAUUUGCUUAUUUUUUUUUUUCCACUGUGGAUACUAGCCAUUAAGUGCAUAUCUUUCUCAUUCAUUCUUCAGGUUCUCUGUUCGAGGCUGGGUGCACACAUGUGGAGACACCCCGGUCCCGGUCGUUGUCGAAGCGCGGCCACAAAACGCAGCAGGACUGACCGGGGGGAUCAUUCAUUCCUAUACGUUCCUCGACUUUUACUACAAUGAACCCGAAUUUAAAGUUCCUAAGGAAAUCUGGUGUUGGGGAGCAGCUCACCCCCCUCCUUUACCAAAGUUCCCAAGGAGAUUUGACAUCAACCUGGAAUAUAUUAAUUCUGAAGAUGAUCGUAUUUGGGCGGUUCGGGUAAGUCUUUGGGGUGAAGCCAGGUAAUUGAACCCAGGACUGUCUGAGGACUAUCAAGACUUAAAACAAAACUGAAUGCAAGGCUGGCAAUACGGCAAAGGCUGAUUUAUUUAAGGCCAAUAUUUAAGAUAGCAUUAUUUCGGCUGUUUCGUAUUGCCAGCCUUUCAUUCAGUGUUGUUUUAAUCCUAUUUCAAGUGACGUCUGGCAUCAGCAUCUCUACAUUAGAGAUCCGGCAAGAAAGAACCAGUCGGUUUUAUUUAUAAAUUAUGCGUUGAGUGGACCUCUGAAUUCAUUGGUGUUUAUUAAAACUUAGUUGCAUAUAGCAGCAGUGGUACCCACCAAAAUAUCAGAUUUUCCGGAUGGCUCUAGAAGCAAAGACACGGUAAAUACGUAAAUACUGACCUAUUUUGUCUAUUUUCAUACAUCCUCUUAUAAAUUCAAAGUCUAACGGACUGCUACAGAGUCUGGGCCGCCUGUACUUUAACCAAGCCCGCUUGUCCAUGACAUGUUAAGUAAGAAACGAACGUGGAUUCAGCUAACAUGAACCUUAUUUAUCCUUACAGGAAUACUAUGAUCUUGAAAAGCAGCUGUAUAGAAAGGAUUCGGAGUAUCAUCCCAAAGGAUCUAGCUUGACUGGCAUGGGAUCGUACAUAAGAAACAAAAAUACAAAGGAAAGCAUUUACUACAACAGAAAGACAGGUAAGAGAGACAUAGUUAUUGGAAGUCGUUAACGCUAGCAUGACUGGCACCAUCAUCAUCAUCACCUGUGAACUGAACACUUAUAAUACUUGUUUAUUACAGGUGGAAAAAAUAACCGAAUGAGUUGCUAGCUCAAAAUUUUUCAUCAUCAUCAUCACCGUCAUCAUCGUUAUCAUCACUUCUCGAAAGUUCUGUUAAUACAGUUUUCUUUCCAUGAGGUUUUCAUCGCAUUAUUUCGAUUGCUAUUUCACCAUCCUCCCACCAACAUCAUCACAACAUUAGCACCACGACCUUAAUGAUUGUUUUAAUAAUGAUGCUGCCAUCAGAUCAAGCAUAAUCAGAUUGAAAUUAGUCCCUCCAGGGAGUCUAAGCCAAGAUAGGUCGAUUUAUGAUGAUACAUAGUUUAAUUUUUCUCACCGAAUUGAUGAAUUUAGUUUUUGCUGUUUGUUGAUUAGUUGAUGUCUGACCUAACGAAAAAAUUUCUUUCAAUUUCAGGCCGUUGCCAAAAGCAGAAAUUACAAAACCCAUAUCCUGUACUGAAAGGAAGUCACCGCUACAUGGUCUACGCACCCUUUGGUAAAUUAGCACUAUUCGAAGAUCCUGACGCAAAGCCUUUAUAUCAGGGCAGGGCUGUCACUAGGGGAAUCAAUUGCGAUGUCUGGGUACAGAGACGAAUGAACUGGCCUUCUGACAAUGUGACAGAAAUGAUAUGGAGUUGGUAUUUCACCCAAGCGGAUUGGCGAGCAAAUUACGAAACACAGCCGGUAAGCUAAUUGUGACUCACGUCCUUUCACCCUGUCGCCCAGGGCUCCAGUAUCCGGGAAAUUUUUUGCUUGUGGAUUCUGGAAUUCUGGGCUUUGGAAUCCGACAUCCCUGGAUAUUCUUGAACUCUCGCUCACAGAAGAAAAUGUAUAAAUUAAAGGGGGCACUUUGAGGGAGAUUUGUGUUGGGGAGGCCUUAUGGGUAUGUCGAGGCUUUUCGCCUUUGGUAAGAGGACCAAGGAAUCCUUUAUCAGUAUCAUACUCUUUUCUUAGAUGGGAUAACAAGAUCCAUAAGGAUGGGUCAUUUGUCGAUCCUUACUUCUCAAACUCAUUAAUAAUUCAUUAAGAAAAUACAAAGGAAAUUAAUGUUUAAUGAGUGUUUGGAAAUCGGAUGAAACACUGCUUAGUAUUUGCAUCCUUAAUUUCUCCUUCAAAAAUGAUUUUGUUUGAGAAGAAAUAUCAAACAUUCGACACAGUGUUUCAUCACCAGAUGAAACACCUCGAAGUUCGUCAAAAAUACUCCGCUGCGCGUCGUAUUUUCAACUCUCUUCUCGGUGUUUCAUCUGGUGAUGAAACACUGCAUCUCAUGUUUGAUAUAUUACAUGAAACACUCAUGCUUGAUAUAUUACGUGAGCAUCUUUCCGAAAAGCAAGCUGAGUACCUCUCAGUUCUCAUUUUAGUGCUCAAGAGAGGCUAAUGGAACCAUUUUUCUCUCAUGUAGGGCUAUAUUCAAAGCUUCCUGACUUUAAUUCGAUUUCAGGUGCCAGUAAAACUAGGGAUACGAGGCAAUAUCACUAUAAACGCCACUGCGCAUGUUGAAAUGGAAACGGACAUAAACUUCUACUCCUUCGAAAGUCGUUACCCUGCCGUAAGAGCUUUUGACGUAUCAUCCCUUUGCUCCCAGGAGCCGUCAGCAGCACCGCAGAAGAGCGGGUUAUCUUCGGGCGCCGUCGCUGGAGUAUCGAUUGCAUGUGUCUUUUUGGGUUUGUUGUUGGGAGCUGUGAUUGUUUACUUUGUAUUCAAGAAAGUGGUGUUAGCGAGAAUGGGACCUUUACCCAAGCAAUUUAAGUAGAAUUGAAAGUGAUCAGUAUAAAUUUGGGAGCAAAACGUUUGUCUUCGUUUAGUGCAUUCAUAUAAUCUACUUACAGAUCAUGAACAGCUAAACCUUUCUUUCUGAUAAUACAUGUUGAAUCUAACUACGUCAAAUACUUUUUAAUGAAAUGAAUAAUUUCGUUUUUCCCACUCUUUACACGCUAUUAUUUUUUUAGAACCUUUAUUUGUACAAGAACGUUAGAACGUUGAGGCUGAGAAUAAACUUACACUAGACUACGAGUAG